Molecule: messenger RNA, 3446 nt
Organism: Polyodon spathula (Mississippi paddlefish)
Lineage: Eukaryota; Metazoa; Chordata; Actinopteri; Acipenseriformes; Polyodontidae
Product: TGF-beta receptor type-2-like
Exons: 7
Coding region: 206-2038 (610 amino acids)
Biological process (GO): transforming growth factor beta receptor signaling pathway; heart development; cellular response to growth factor stimulus
Cellular component (GO): plasma membrane; signaling receptor complex
Molecular function (GO): metal ion binding; SMAD binding; transforming growth factor beta receptor activity, type II
Source: RefSeq, a predicted model, not a curated record
UCGGCAGUAUUUCCUCAUUUUUCGGUGCUUGUGUGUGUGAGCGAGCUCGAGUAUCUGUUUGAUAUACGAUGAUGUUAAUAAACUCCAGUUCCUGGGCGGGCCCCCACACACAGCUGGCUGUAACAGCUGGAUCCGCCCACACUGAACCACAGCCAAGAAACCCCAAACCCAAGAAACUCCGCUAGAAUGAACCUAACUUCAAUAAAUGUUCAUAUUUCUCCGUUUCAUAUGCACGGACAGGAGCUGUGAUCCGCGGAUCUUGAGGGUUUUAUAUUUGGUUAUUGCUACCAAGAGGAUGGGGUGCUGGGCUAUCUCAAGUGUGACAUCUCUGCUGUUCCUUUCUUUCAAUAUCCACGCUCUGACCCUUGCAGAUUUCAUUCCUGUGAGCAAUUUGUGUCAGUGGUGCGACUAUUCCAGCCCGGUGUGUGAAGACAAUGUGUGCUACAGUAACUGUUCCUUCAACUCCUUCUGUGAAUACCAGAAAGAAAUCUGCGUGGCAAUAUGGAAGCAGGACAACAAGAGUAUUAGCGUCAGGACCAUGUGCCAUGACCCUCAGCUCCCAGUGGAGAACGCGAUGGUUCCCAAUUACACCACCAGAGAGUGCCUCAUGGUGCAGCAGCCAUCAGAGGAGGGAGCACUUUAUAUAUGCGGGUGUAUGGGUGAACAGGAGUGCAAUGACAAGCUGAUAUUCGAAAAGGACGACAACGGCUAUGCAAAGCUGCAAAGCAAAGAGGUCAUUCCUGUGGCAGUGAUCAGCUUGCUUCCGCCUAUUCUGGUGGCCAUAAUGGCAACCAUGGUCUUUUACUUGUACCGCACCCGACAGCAGAGGAAAGAGGCCUGGCCUGCAAAACACGCCCAACGCCAAACCCUGGACCUUCCAGAGAACAGGAACCCUGCGGAAUACGAUGGGAAGUUGUCUGCCAUGAUUGACGACAGCCACUCUGACAUCUCGUCCACCUGCGCCAACAACAUCAAUCACAACACUGAGCUGCUGCCCAUUGAGCUGGACCGCGUCGUGGGGAAAGGCCGGUUUGCAGACGUCUGGCGGGCCAGGCUGAACCACAACGCCUCGGGCCAUUACGAGACUGUAGCUGUGAAGAUCUUCUCUGCAGAGGAGUACCUCUCCUGGAAGAGCGAGCGCAAGAUCUUCUCAGAUGCCAACCUUAAGCACGAGAGCGUGUUGCAGUUCCUGACGGCCGAGGAGAGAGGCACAGGCCCGCAGAAGCAAUACUGGCUCAUCACGGCUUUCCACAGCCUGGGUAACCUGCAGGAGUACCUGACUGACCACGUGCUGAGCUGGAUGGAGCUCCACUUAAUGGCGGGUUCUCUCGUGAGUGGAGUGGCCCAUCUCCACAGUGACUACACUGCGUGCGGCACUCCCAAAAUCCCCAUUUCCCACCGGGAUAUCAAGAGCUCCAACAUUCUGGUGAAGAGCAAGACAGAGUGUGUCCUGUGUGACUUUGGGCUGGCUUUGAGACUGGACCCUUCUCUCACUGUAGAGGACUUUGCCAACAGCGGACAGGUUGGCACUGCCCGCUACAUGGCCCCCGAGGUUCUGGAGUCUCGUGUGAACCUGGAGGAGCUGGAGUCUUUCAAGCAGAUGGAUGUGUAUUCCAUGGCCCUGGUCCUGUGGGAAAUGGCCUCUCGUUGUGAUGUAAUUGGAGAGGUGAAGAGCUAUGAGCCCCCGUUUGGUUCUCAGGUGUGUGAGCAUCCCUGCGUGGAGAGUAUGAGGGACCUGGUCCUGAGAGAGCGGGGCCGGCCUGACAUCCCCAGCAGCUGGCUGCUACACCAGGGGAUGCAGUCCCUGUGCAACACUAUUGGGGAGUGCUGGGACCACGACCCAGAGGCCCGCCUCACUGCGCACUGCGUGGCCGAGCGCUUCAGCGUGAUGGGGCAGAUGGAGAGCAAGGACAAUCUCAACAACAACAAUCACAAUGCCAGCACCACAGGCACGGAGCCCUGGAAACCUGACAGCAAUACCCAGGAAACGGCACCCUUCCAGGGGGUUCCAUCUGUGGUAAUGGUGACUGAGGUGUGAAGGAGCACCACCACACAAAAGGGACAACAGCACACCACUCGGUACAGCAACAUCUUCUCUUCACUUGUCUGAAGGAAUUUAGACAGACUACUGCUUUAUUGAAGGCUUUUAUUCAAUGGGAUGGACUCUCUUAGUUAAAACCCUAGACCGAUAUUGUGCAACAGUGUGUUGUCAGAUGCACAGACGCCUACAGUCUUCUUCACACAUUUUCACGGGUCGGUGCUGGCAUGUUAAACUCUGGCAGUAAGGGAUUACAUGUAAAACUCUUAAGCAAAUAGUUAACUGUAUCCUGAUCAGAAUAACCCCCUUACAUCAUCAGCACUUCAUCUGCAAAAUCAAAGCUCUUGGUAUAACAAGCAACAGUGCCUUUGGAGUCAACAUCGAAGAAACAUCUUAACGACUUUCAGGGCAGUGGUGCAGUGGUGUUAAGAUUCAGGCACAGUUGAGAUCUUUAACAUGUGUGCAAGACAAGGUUUGUUAUGUAAAAUGCUUCCAACCUCAUCUCAGACCUUAUUAAAACUAGACAAACCUAGCCUAAAAGUGACAUUUAUUUUAAGCACUAAAUUACUUUAAAAUUGUAAACUGCCAAUAAAAACAGUGUGCAGUGCAUUUGUCAAACUAUAGGCCUACAUCAAAGCAACCAUAUAUCUUGCCUCAAAAGAAAUUCAUCUUUAUUUUUCAGUGUCAGUGGAAAAAAAAAAAACAAACAAAAAAAAAUCAUAGCCCUGUCACUCUCUGGCAAACAAACAAUCCAAAACAACAGGGAACUCUACAAGGGGAAAAACGAUAUUUCAUUUCAUAUUGAAUGAUAACAGCUUUCAAAACAGGAAGAUAAUCCAGACUUUUUUUUUUUUACCUAGCGCAGUUAUUGCCGUGUAUCAUGUAUCACAAAACUGAAAAGGCCACUGAAUUGGUUUACUAAAAUAUAUCAUAUGAUUACAGCGAAAAAUUACUGACCUCUACCUCAUUAUGAGAUGAAUCACAAGCAGCAACCUAUGGAAAGUUGAGUGGAACAUGCAAAGCAUAAUCUUUGUAAACUAUUGCAUGCAACUUGAUUGCAGACAGGAAAGCGCCACAGGUUUGUGCAGUAUAUCUGGAAGACCUCUGUCUGUCUUAGAUGUAUAAUGACACCCAAAAAACAAAAAGUGCGCACUGUGUUUUUGUUCUAGUGUUGCAAAUUGAACAUGAUCAUUUUAAGCAACAUUUAAUAUAAUGUGUACGUGUAAUGUGCUUGCAGGUCUUGAGGAGCUGCAGUGUACUGGAAAUAUACUCUUCCCCAUGUGGCUGAUCAUAAGGAUCUUCAGAGUACCUUCAUUAAAGAGUAAGUGGCGGGUUUUCCGAAAAAUAUAGCAUUACACGUCCCCACGUGGUGCUACAACUGUUUAAAUAAUGCACCUGUAGUGAUUUA